AUGUUAAAUUGUUACAGAUUCACAAGAACCAUUGUUCAUUUGAAUACUUUGGGUAGUGUUCUUGUAAAUCAUCAUCGAAUUGAAAGAAGACCAUUAGAACAACAACAAAACUUUUACUGUAAUACCUCAUAUGAUACAGAUUAUGAAUACAAAUCAACUUUCAAAACAAAGAGUGUUUUAGAUAGAGAUAAGAAGAAGACGAGUGUACUAACUGGACAAGAGAGAACUACAAAGAGCGAUACUGCCAAUCUAUCAUUGCUCAACAGGCUUGGAUUGUUACAAAAAGGAUUAUCUGGUUUCUCUAACGAGACUGGUGACAACCAAGAUGAUGGCAACUUGACAAACUUGAUGAAAAAGAAAAGAAAGAAGAAGAAUGUACAAUUGCAAUCAACUCUUAAUGACGAUCAGGUUAAAGACAAUAGUAAUAUCACUCUAAAUACAAAUGAUAAUAAUGAUACCAUCGAAUAUCAUCCAAGUUUAUCUUCAAAAUCAAAAUCAAAAUCCAUUGAUAAAGAGGAUGAUAAUAAUAGUAUAGUUGAUAAACCAAAGAGGAAGAGAAAGACAAAAAAGGAGAAAGAGUUAGAGUUACAGUUAUUGGAGAGUAGUAGUAGUAGCAAUAAGAGUGGUGGUAUCACAGUUGAGAAUGAAGAAGUUGUUUUGCAUCCUAGUAUGACUGGUGAUAAUAAUCAUAGUAGUAAAGUAAAGAGAAAAUCAAGGAAAUCAAACAAGAUCAAUGAACAAUCUGAACAAGAUCAACACAAUGUAGAGUAUCAGACAAACAUCGAUGGUGUUAUUCCACACGAUGUCAAUUGGUUGAUAAACAAUCAAAUGACUAUGAUAGAUUCACCCAUUGAUUAUACUUCAUCUGAUAUCAUCAUUGAUCAGAAACAACAACAGCAACAAGUCAAAAAGAUAUCAACAACUACAACAACUACAAAAGCACCAAAGAGAGUAGUUCAUAAACCAAUGGAUGAAAAUGCAAUACGUAGAUUCAAAGAGUGGAUAAACUACCGACAACAACUAUUAGAAUCGAUACCAACACAAGUGGAUCUACCGGAUUUAGAGGAUGCACCACUAACUGUCACACCAGAGAAUGCAAAACAAUCGCCACUCAACCAAGCAUUCCCAUGGGAUAGAUUCGUCGAAGGUUGCAAUCGUUUGGUGUUUGGCAAUGAAAGACUGCGGCCACUACAAUCCGAUGCUAUUAAUAGUGUUCUCUACCGACGUGAUACCUUCGUCAGUCUUCCAACUGGUGGUGGUAAAUCACUGUGUUUCCAGUUGCCCGCCAUCAUAGACUCUGGAGUAACACUUGUCAUUUCACCGCUAUUGGCACUCAUGUUUGAUCAACUGUCGAAACUCCUCCAACUUGGCGUACCAACGUGUGCACUCAACAGUUCAGUUCCCGUCUCUGAGAAGAAGAAAAUCAUUAAAGAACUACUCGAUCCAGCUGGAUGUCCAUAUAAACUACUCUAUGUAACACCAGAGCGUAUGAAAACACAAGAAUUCAUAGAUAUUCUCGAACAUUUAAAUAAUACAUCACAGCUAAAGAGGUUGGUUAUAGAUGAAGCACAUUGUAUAUCGGAAUGGGGACACGAUUUUAGAAAGGACUAUAGGAAGCUGUCAAAGUUUAGAGAGAUGUUUCCUAAUAUACCGAUUGUUGCAUUGACUGCCACUGCUACACCAAAGGUGGAGCUGGAUAUCAAACAGCAGCUAUCGAUGCACAAUACUAUCAAUAUACGUGGUAGUUUUAUUAGAUCGAAUCUAAAGUACGAGGUGCGAAAGAAGAGUACGGAGCCAGAGUUUUGUUUCAACGAUAUCUAUCACUUUGUCAACAGGAAUCAUAAGAACUCUUCUGGUAUCGUCUAUUGCUCUACCAUUGCAGAGUGUGAGUCACUGUGUGAGUAUCUUACCGAUCGUGGAUUGAGCGUUGACUUUUACCAUGCCAGUCUGAAUGCAGCACAACGUGUAGACACUCAGGAGCGUUGGAUCACCGGUAAAUUCAAGAUAGUCUGCACCACCAUUGCAUUUGGAAUGGGAAUAGACAAACCUGACACCAGAUUCGUAAUUCAUCACUCUAUUCCAUCUUCAAUCGAAUCUUAUUACCAACAAACCGGUAGAGCAGGAAGAGAUGGUAAACUUAGUGAUUGUAUAUUAUAUUAUAAUAAGAAUGAUAUUAGAAAGAUGUUAAAGAUAUCUACAAUGGGGAUUGUUGCUCAAUCACAUGAGGAGUAUCAAAAGAUUAUGGAAUCGAAAACAGAGAAUAUCGAUACGGUAACUUCAUAUUGUGUUGGCUCUGAAUGUAGGCGAGUAUCGUUGAUGGAGUAUUUCGGGGAGGAAACCAAGCCAUGCAAAACAAUGUGUGACAACUGUACAUAUACAAAAGCGAAUCAUUACUUCGAGGAUGACGACAAUAUUCGUGAACACGAGAGGGUCUACACCUCUAGAUUCAACUACGGUGCUACAAAGAAAUCAAAGAGUAAAUCUAGAAGAUAUAUAUCGAUGGACGAUGAAGAAGAUGAAGUAGAUUGA
This is a messenger RNA of Heterostelium album PN500, 2529 nucleotides long. Its product is annotated as RecQ family ATP-dependent DNA helicase. The record is from RefSeq and is a predicted model, not a curated record. The transcript has 3 exons. Gene Ontology annotation, cellular component: cytoplasm; chromosome; nucleus. The coding region runs from base 1 to 2529 and encodes 842 amino acids. Gene Ontology annotation, biological process: double-strand break repair via homologous recombination. NCBI's taxonomy places the organism in Eukaryota, Evosea, Eumycetozoa, Acytosteliales, Acytosteliaceae. Gene Ontology annotation, molecular function: nucleic acid binding; 3'-5' DNA helicase activity; ATP binding.